Lodderomyces beijingensis is the source of this 1851-nucleotide messenger RNA. The record is from the annotation of a GenBank genome assembly. NCBI's taxonomy places the organism in Eukaryota, Fungi, Ascomycota, Pichiomycetes, Serinales, Debaryomycetaceae.
AUGGUCAAUGGAUUAAACACUGGAUAUUGCUCAGAUUCAGAUGUAAUACUCGUACUCAACAAACAGUUCACGCUCACGCCAAACUUUGCUAGUCUGAAUCCACCAGCUUCACCACAGACAAGCAAGAGCACAACGAGGACGUUGUACGAUUUACCAAGCAACAUUUUGCUCCACAUAUGCUCGCUUUUGCAGCAGUACGAUUUGGCCAAUCUUUGUAUUUCAAGUAAAGUAUGGUCUUUUGCAGCCACCAGCACCUUGUAUUCCAAAAUCAUCGUCAACGAUGACAUCACCGCCUUGACGGCCCUCCGCAAAGUGGUGACGCGGUACACAAAGUUCUUUGGCACCACGAUCUCAGCCACCAGCUUUCAAAACUUGCUUUACUCGAUCCACUCGAACCCAAGCCUUGGCCGGCUAGUCAAGAGCCUUAUCUUGAACGUCAACCAGGAGACACUCAACCUCAUAUCGCAUCAUGUCUCAUUGGUGGGGAAUAUCGGGCGGUCGGCCUCCCCUUCGCCCAUGAUCAGUCAGCCCUCGUCGCCCAAGUCCUCCUCGUCAUUCACGUCGUUGGCGUCGUUGUUGGAUGACGCCGAGGUGACACACCCAUUGCGGUUGAACAGCUUGAUUGCCCCGCAGAUUCCUAUUUCAUUUUUCACCAGUGGCAGCUGGAUCGAGCUUUCGAAGUUGACCAUGCUCAGUGUUUUAAUCUCCAACUAUGGCAACGGAACCACACCAUUUUGUUGUCCCAACCUCCAAAAGUUGAAGAUUUCGUACCACGAUUGCCCCGAGGAUGCUGAGGGUUUGCGGAAUUUUGGAACCAUGCUACGCACCACGCAUUCCUUGGACAAUUUGCGAGAAUUGGAAUUUACCGAAGAUAGAGAACACGAUCGCGUUGCUAUGCUCGAUAUCCUUGGUGGGCUCAAUGACGUCACCAACCCCAACUUGCCCACUUGGCUCUGCUUUUUCGACAGCAUCACCAAGGGCUGCCGCAAGAUGAAAGAACCGCAGAGGCGUCUAGUGUUGGACUCGUUGGCGAUUGAGGGAUACGUGGGCAGCCGCGCUUUCGAGUGUGUGGGCUUGCUUUCAAAUGCCGUCGACUUGUCGCUAUUGGUCAAUCUACAGUUGAAAAUCACGGAAACGACUCACGCCCACCACGCGCACACGGACUUUGCUUAUUGCAUUGACUCGAGCCAUUUCAUGUAUUUGCUCACAAGGCAAACGCCCGAGUUGGUGAGCCUCGCCAUCAAUCCCACCUUUGAUUGUUUGGCGUGUCAAAUGGAGUGCAUCACAAACACCAUCGUCUAUAAUCUCCCGCAUCAGCUCCGCAACUUGUCGGUGGUGUUUGAGUCGCCCAAUGUACAAGCGAGCCAGCUGCUCAACGACGUCAUAUACCAGCACCAGCACAAUCUACAGCGCUUGCUUAUAAACGACAAGGCGACGGAAGUCUCGGACCGUUCACUUCUUUUCAAAUGCAUCAAUUCACGGCAGUCCUGGCUCAGACUUUACGACUAUGGCUUCAUCUACGAACGUCUCAUAUCAACGCUACUUUUCAGCGACGUUUGGCUAACGGACUUCCUCAAGCUCGAUGAAGAUUUCAUCAUCAAUGACCAGACCAUCCAGUUUAUCGAAAAGGCCAGCGGCAGAGGCUUGAAUGAGUAUCUAUGCUAUUUCUUGCAUUUUGCAUUUAGUCCUGUUGUCGCGUCAAACUUUAAACUCAUUGGCCAUUUGCCAAAGUUGCGGAACUUGAAUGUUUUGGGACUAAGUUUGGUUGUUCACGACCACGACGGCAACCAAGAGGUCUACUACGUUGCCAAUGGAAAGUAUAUUUCUUCGGGGUUGAUCUUCAAAAAGUAA